Messenger RNA from Paramecium tetraurelia, 1515 nucleotides. RefSeq lists its product as uncharacterized. The transcript has 8 exons. Gene Ontology annotation, biological process: intracellular signal transduction; protein autophosphorylation; peptidyl-serine phosphorylation. Gene Ontology annotation, molecular function: calcium/calmodulin-dependent protein kinase activity; ATP binding; calcium ion binding. The record is from RefSeq and is a predicted model, not a curated record. Gene Ontology annotation, cellular component: cytoplasm; nucleus. Lineage: Eukaryota; Ciliophora; Oligohymenophorea; Peniculida; Parameciidae.
AUGGGUGCAUGCAAUGGCCAACCUAAGAGAGUAAUCACUUCUAAAAGAGAGAGUCUGACUACUUUUCAUAAGACUUAAGAAGUUUCUACAAUAAAGUCGAACAAAAGUCUUGUGAAAUAGAGAACAGAUUUUAGGGUUGCUCCCUGCAUAUUCGUGUCCUUGAAGAGCGGAGAUAUAUCUCAAUACUACGAAAUAGAAUCUACUUUAGGUGAAGGAACCUUUGGAAGAGUUAGUUUGGUUAAGUAAAAGUCGACCAACAUUUUUCGCGCAAUGAAACAAUUAGCCAAAGACAAAAUCUUGGCCAGUCAAAGAGAAAGGAUGAUUCAGGAGGUCAACAUUCUUAAAGAUCUCGAUCAUCCAAAUAUUGUGAAUAUUUUUGAGCUUUACUAAGAUGAACGCUACUAUUACUUGAUAACUGAAUAUUUAAGCGGAGGGGAGUUGUUUGAUAGAAUUUAAUAAAGGAAUAAUCUAAAUGAGAGUAUGGCUGCUAAUUAUAUGAAAUAAAUAUUAAAUGCUGUGAAUUACUGUCAUCACAGAAACAUUGUUCAUAGGGAUUUGAAACCAGAAAACAUUCUAUUCGAUUAAAGAGGAUCUGAUUAGAUACUCAAAAUCAUCGAUUUUGGAACAGCCAAGUAGAUUUUGUCAAACACGUAAUUGAAAUAAAAAACUGGAACACCUUAUUUCAUAGCUCCUGAAGUUAUUGAUUAAAACUAUAACAGCAAAUGCGAUGUUUGGUCGUGUGGAGUAAUACUGUACAUCAUGAUGUGUGGUAAACCCCCAUUUAAAGGAAAUAAUUUGGAGGAACUAUAUCGAAAUAUCAAAAAUGGGUAUGUAGAUUUUACCGGUUCUGAAUGGUAUGAUGUUUCAUAAGAUGCUAAGUCUUUUAUCUCAAAGCUCUUAGUUGUAGAUCCUGCCAAGAGAAUGUCAGCUGAAUAGGCUUUAAAGGAUACUUGGAUUGUGAGCAAUAAAAAAGUAGAAAAAAUCAAUGCUUAAAAUCUUGAAAAUCUUUCUUAAUUUCAUAAUAAUAGCAAAUUGAGUUCUGCUAUUUUGCAACUGAUAUCAACCCAGAUAAUGACUUAGAAGGAGAAGAAGGAAUUAAUCAAAGGAUUUAAUGCUAUAGACAAAAAUGGUGAUGGUAAAUUAAGUAAGGAUGAAUUAAUUUAAUGUUACAUGGACUUGUACCAAGACGAAGUCAAGUGUCAUCAGAUAGUUAAUUAGAUCUUUUAAUACUCUGAUGUCGACUGUUCAGGAACAAUAGAAUACACAGAGUUCAUCGUUGCCUUUUCCGAAGUGCAGAAUUUGAUGGCUUAAGAGAAACUUUAACAAGCAUUUAAGCUAUUUGACAAGGACGGGAAUGGGACUAUAAGCAAAGGAGAACUUCAAGAGGUAUUUGGAGGACUGGCUUUGAAUGACAAUUAGUUGGACUGCGUAUUUUCUGAAUUGGACACUAAUGGAGAUGGAGUAGUGACUUUCUAAGAAUUCACUUAGUUAUUGAUGAAAGAUAGCAAUAAAUGA